AUGUCGUUUGAUAAAAGUGAGCCCACGUUCAAACUGCACGGACUACAAGUUUUUUCUCAUGGAUGCUUGAGCCGAUCGAAUUCCACAUUGAACUCAACUCAGGCCGGCGUCAAUGCUAUGCCAGAUUCAUGGUGUGCUAAUAAUCUCAAGCGUUCUUCUGGGAUAGAGAUGCACGUCAACAAACUUUCGGACUGGGGAAUAGACACGCUGAACGACAAUUCCCCGACGGUCGUAGGUUCGUCCGAGUUUAGCAGUCACGAGCACGACAACCUUUACCUGGAAGAUGACAUCCAAAAAGAGCUUUCUCGAUUGACGAUAAAUCCAGAGGCUUCAAAGUCGAAGUAUGAGGUUCUCGUUGCUAAAAUAUUCUCAGAAAGUCCCUUUAGCAAUCAAAAUUUCAAUGAAGAAUUUCAGUACACAAUUAUCGCAUCUCAGCUUCUCACAGACUCCAUACGCCCUUUGUGGACUGCACAACCGAAAUCUGAAAAAUCCAUUCUCAAUUUCCACCGAGAUAAGGAAUCAUACAGUUCCCAGCAUCUUCCGUGUGUACCGACCAAGUUUGGAAAGUUCACCGCUGUCAAUAAACAGUUUUUACUCCGGAAGACCGUACCGCUCUUUCCAACAUUUUUGGUAGUUCGCCGAUGUCUUGGAUUAAUGGCAAGAUGCAAAGCACCUCAGAAAAGCAAAAAAAGAAUCCUGGCGGCUCUCAGCAUCGCAAUUUAUAUCGCAUUGCAACAGGAAUCAUUUCAUGACCAAUACGUCAAAUACUCAGCAUUAUUAGCCCUUCAAACAGCGGUUGCACAGCUUCAGAACCUUGAUAAACUUUUACAUCGUUUGCACAUUCGUUACAAAGAGCUUACCAUAUACAAGCCCAUAGCAUUGGUUCAAUCUUGCCAACCAUCAGGAUCAAACCUAUCUAUAAUCAGAGACGUGCUAACUGCAUCGCUGGAUUUGUCAUUUUACGAGCUACAAAAAAUUACUAUAAAACUGCUGCCAAUAUUGAGAAACCGAGAACUGUUUCGGUAUUGCGAAAUUUAUGGUGUUAAUUUCGUGGACCUUUACUUCGUAAUCAAUGGAGAAUCCGGCGACAUUAGUGAAAAAGCAGUUAGAACUCAUCUACUGAAAAAGUUUAUUUUGUGUUGCUUGUUGUCAAUUGGAAGUAAAUCUAAACAGGACACAGAAGAAAAGGAAUCAGAGUAUCGAGUCACACUUGAAAAGAUUUUUGCAACGUACAAAGCGUAUGGCAAUUGUUCAGAUUGUAGAAGGUCAGUGAUUACCCUUGACCAGCUCAAAGAGCUCAACGAAUUGUUGAAAACGGUUUAUUCUUUUCUGGGCCAAUACAGGUCACACCUAAAUGAUGGCGGCAUCCAAACCCACGAAGCCAAAGAUACAGAAGACACUCACCAUCAAGAUUUUCGUACUGCUACAACACUGAACAUGUUGCAAGAGCUCCAAAAGUUAAUGAUCACGAAUUCAAGUGACACCGAUGAGGAAAUUGGCAAAAAACUGCAGAAGAAACUAAGCGAACUUUCGAGGUUAUGGAGUCAAAGCGAGACAUCAAAAAACGGGAGGUCUGGAAGGCCCCGUAAAGAGAGACACUGUAAUGGACUACAAUUAGACGUUGUUCAAUCUCCAACUUUGAGUAAUGAUGAAUACGGCCCUAGUCAUAUUUUCAAUUUUAACAGUUAUCCUUCAUUAUCAUCUGAAAUUAAAUUUAGAAACGUCGAAGAGUCAGGCUCCGAAUCAGAAUACGAGCAAGAAGGAGAUGACACAAUAACUGAGCAAAUAUUCAUUGCAAAUGAGAAUUACGACCAUAAAGACGAUUUUCGAAAGCUCACUGAUGAAGAGCUGAGGAAUAAGUUGAACGAAAGAAUAAUGACUUUGGCCAUGGAAAACAAGAGAGGAAAAGAAAAGUUACGAACGAAGAAAAGUUUUGGCCUGCUGGAUAGAAACCAAGCUCAAAAUAUUCAGGAAAAUUCGAAAGUAGGAGGCCGGCCUUCUUACAGAUCAAAAUUCACGUCGGAAGACAGCAUUCCUGUCCUUUAUGAACUGAAACAGAUUUUAGAGAAGAAUUGA
This is a messenger RNA of Lachancea nothofagi CBS 11611, 2076 nucleotides long. The record is from the annotation of a GenBank genome assembly. Lineage: Eukaryota; Fungi; Ascomycota; Saccharomycetes; Saccharomycetales; Saccharomycetaceae.